Molecule: messenger RNA, 822 nt
Organism: Tremella mesenterica DSM 1558
Lineage: Eukaryota; Fungi; Basidiomycota; Tremellomycetes; Tremellales; Tremellaceae
Exons: 2
Coding region: 1-822 (273 amino acids)
Source: RefSeq, a predicted model, not a curated record
AUGACUGUUCGUGGAAGAGUGGCGAUGAACAGGAAAGAAUGGUCCCUCGCAUCUUUCUCUAGCAAAUCUUCCAAACCUAGGACUGAAGAAGAAACUCAUAAUUCAACUCAAGACCAAGAUGAUACAUUACGAGUAGAAAUCCCUGAACGGACAUACCAAACGACAUGCCAAUGGACAGCAUCUGAUUACCCAUCUCCCAAUUACCCAGAAACAAAUCCAACCCAAUCGCAACAAAGUCGUUUCUCUCACUUCUUUCAUCUUCGCUCUAAAGGAAAUUCCGAUCAGGUCCAUGAAUCCUAUGAUUGGAAUCACACAUCUUCAUCCAAAUCACGCAUCAAGAAGAGAACAAUUUUCACUGUUGUAGCUACUCUAAGUGCAGUGGGCGCUUGGGGUUAUAUACUUUAUCUCGCUACUCUUCCAACACAUCCAACACUUUACGUCUGCGCUCCAGGUUCAGAAAAAACAAAUCAAACUGCUGAAAAAGAUUAUGGAAUUGAAGGUGGUGUUAGAUUAUGUUGUCCAAGUUCUUUACAAUGGUUUCCUGCUGAUGGUGAUAAAGGUUCAGAAAUAUGGACAGAAGAUGGAUUAGGAUUCUUAACACUUUCUAAAGAUAUUGGAGGGAGAAGAUCAGAAUGGGAUAAGAACUGUAAAGUUUUAGAAUUGGAUGGUGAGGAAGGUAAUUUGACAGUUGUUGAAGUUCUUCUAGGACCUAGGAAAGCUGGAGUUGGAUUGUUUACCGGAGAAAAGGCAGAAGAGGGAGAAGAGGAUGUCGAAGAGUCAGGAAAGAGUGGAGAUACCGUACGAGUAGAGGUGGUUUUAUAA